Chlamydomonas reinhardtii is the source of this 2087-nucleotide messenger RNA. RefSeq lists its product as uncharacterized. Lineage: Eukaryota; Viridiplantae; Chlorophyta; Chlorophyceae; Chlamydomonadales; Chlamydomonadaceae. The transcript has 11 exons. The coding region runs from base 117 to 1616 and encodes 499 amino acids. The record is from RefSeq and is a predicted model, not a curated record.
AUUAACAUUUGCGACCAUUUUCCGGGGCCAUUCUGCCUAGUGCGUUGGUGCAAGCCCGUAUUGAGGUCCACGCAAUGCGCCUGUCCAUUUUUAACAAUGCCCCGGCUCAUGCUUGCAUGCAUGAGCGUUCUAGAGUAUGGCGUGCAUGCAUAAGCUCGCGGCGGGCCUCAGGGCCGCACACCAGGGCCGUAGCCCGGAGGGGUCGGAACUCGCACCUGCAGGUGCAGGCGAUUGGCUUUGAUUUUGGCGAUAGCGACGGGAGUUCCCGCGGGGCGCCCCCAACCAAGCGCGGCAGCAAGAUCAACAGCCUAGGCGCGCUGGCGGCGUCGCUGCUGGUGUAUGGGCACGUGAUGAAGGGCGCGGUGGGCGAGGCGUAUCUUGCGGCUCUGGCUGUCACUCAGAAGUACCAGGCCACGGGCAAGGAGGUGCUGUCGGCGUACGGCCGCUUCUACGGCCUGCUGCUCACGGCCGGGUACGACAACUUCCAGGACUACAUCCUGGAUCAGAUCCUGUUGGGCCGCGACAACGCCUUCGCGCGGGCGGUGGCUCAGGGCACUCUGGAGGCGGGGGCGCCGGUGCUGCGGGCCGUGGCGUACGACCUGGACGUGCUGCAGGAGCUGGCGCUGCCGCUGCCGCAGGUGGCCGAGAUGAUUGCGGACGCGGCGCCGGCGGCGGGUCCUUACUGGCUGGAGGGCGCCUCCUCCAUCUCGGUCAAAAAGGCCAAGAAGGCGCUGCCGGCCGGCGCGGGCGCUCUGGAGGACGUGAUUGCCAUCGACCCUCACACGCCAUCGCGCUUCAUCGGGCGGCCGCCCUCGGAGCAGGAGCUGGCGGCUUGGAAGGCGGCGAUUAGCGGCAAGGAGGCCUGGGGCGAGGCGGUGCCGCUGCUGCAGCAGUUCUACCACCUGCACGGCUUCGGCAUCACCUCCCGCAACUCCACCCUCAGAUGGGUCAAGGGGGCGUUCGAGGAGGGCCCGGACGGCUCCGCCGCCGCCGCGCUGGCCCCGCUGUCCGUGCUGGACGCCGCCCGCGCCUCUCUGGACGCCAACACGGCGGCGCACUGCGAGGGCCGGCCCGCCUACCACGCCCUGGUGGCUGGGCCCAGCGGCAGCGGCAAGAGCUCGCUGCUGUGGGACUACACACUGGCGGCGGGCAAGGACCGGGGGCUGCGGCUGGUGGACGUGUCGGGCGCCGAGCUGAGCAACAUCCUGGAGGUGGCGCGGGGCUGCGGCCGCUACCCGCGCCUGCGCUUCGUGCUGGUGGCGGACCACGUGGACUUCCCAGUGCGGGGUGCGGCGGCGGCGGAGCUGUGCAGCGGCCUCAGCGGCAGUGGGCCCAGCGGCUGGCCUGCCAACACGCUGCUGUACAUGGGCGCCUCCGCCUCCUCCGCGCUGAGCUUCGACCCCGUGGUGAACCGGUUCGGCCUCAUCCUCACCACCAAGGACCUGGACGCGGAGGGCUUCGCCACCACACUUCGCCAGGUGGCGGGCGAGGACGGCGCCAAGCUGACAGAUGAAGACGUGGCGUACGCGGCCGAGUGGGCCAAGAAGCAGGCGGGCGGGCUCAGCAUCCGCAGCGCAGUGCACUACGUGCGGCGUGCGCGGGUAGCCAGUGCGUAGCGCGGAGCCGCGGACAAGCAUUGUUUCUUCCAGGGGAGGACCUCCCCUGGUUUCUUCCCUUUCCUUCUGUAGUCGACUGGCGGCGACAGGUCCAGGGGGGGGCCAGGGGGAGGGCCAGAGCCGCAGUUGUGAGCGUGGCCGGGCCGAGGGUCACACAGCGGCUGGUGCAGGAGUAACGUGGGCGCGUCAGGCUGUGUGCAUGGGCACGCGAUACAGCGCAAUGAUCUUGGUAUGCGUCAGUACGCGUCCAUGCGAAGGCCCGCGCGUGCUGUCUGAUACAAGUAAGUAUCUUGUGCUCCUGGUGCUACUUGUACCACAAGACCAGUUGGCUGAAGAACACAUCGCCGGAACGCGGCAGUACCCCCGCGCUGGAGGUUGACAGCUCUGAACUUCGUUUUACAAAUCAGUGCCCUAGACACUAUGGCCGGAGUACAGUGCCGCCCUGCGCCGGAGCUCAUUUCAAAAGAUUCC